Molecule: messenger RNA, 3183 nt
Organism: Ambispora leptoticha
Lineage: Eukaryota; Fungi; Glomeromycota; Glomeromycetes; Archaeosporales; Ambisporaceae
Source: the annotation of a GenBank genome assembly
AUGGCCAGACGAGGUGUAAAUAGCUUUGAAGAUUUUGGAGGAAUCUACCCAAAAGACUUUCGAAAUGGAAAAAAAGACAGUUUUAGAGAAAUGGAAGCUGCCAUGCAGCAAAUAAAUCAACAAUGGGAGUUCAUGAUGUCAGACGACUUUAAUUCUGUCCAGCUUGCGUUAAGCUUGUUAGACGAUAGUUCUCUUGGACGUGGUCAUGACAUUACAGAAUUUAGACGCGCCAUGGAAAAUUACUAUCAAGGAUUUAAUAGUUCAAUUGGAACUUUUGGUGGUGUUAUGCAAAACAUUGGAGAUUCACAGGAUCGUGUGCGUGAAAUCAAAAGUCAAUUAAAAGAAUGUAAACAAGCAUUAUUAUCAAAGCGUGCUGAUUUAUUACAAUUAUGGUUUCGAAGUCAACAGUAUAAGGAGAUGUUACGGAUAUUGGAUUCGAUAGAAGAUAUCCAAGGAACGCACCAAAAAUUGGAAGGCUUGCUUCGAGAAAAGCAUUUUUUGACAGCAUCGAAAAUCUUAUUAGACGCUAUUCGGAUUAUGGAUCGCAAGGAGAUGAUGGGAAUUGGUGCAUUACAUGAUUUACGAAGAUAUCUCAAAGCACAACAAACUUCACUUCACGAAGUAUUGAUUGAAGAAUUGCAUAAUCAUUUAUAUUUGAAGAGUCCUUAUUGUGCUAGUCGAUGGUUCCGAUAUACAAAAGAACAAAAUUCAUUACCCAUGCCUGCGACCGAUUGGAAUUCAGAAAAGGAAUCGCGUAAAAGCUCGAGUGGUCUUAGCUCAAAAAAUAAGAAAAAUUUGUCUGAUAGAAAUCCAGAAUCAGAUUCGUUUUAUUAUAUUGAAAUUAUAAUUGAAUCUUUGGCAUUGUUAGGAUUAUUGCCAGAAGCGAUGGAGAUGAUAACUCAGCGAUUACCGCUUGAACUUUAUCAACUAGUCGAUAAAACAGUUGCUGAAGUAGAAGAACGGAGAACAGUGCAUGUAUUCGCUAGUCUAAAGAAAAAGAAGAAUGAUCCCACAAACAUUUACUUACUCGAAUCACCUGAAAACGAGGCACAAAUGGAAAUCCUACGCGAUCUGUUGUGGACACUUUAUUCUAAACUUAAUGCAGUGCUUCAGGGACAUCGUUUUAUUUUAGAUGUGGUAGAGCGGAUAAGUAAGAGACCAAUGUAUGCAAAGAUAACUGACGAGAAGAAAAAGAUUAAGGCAUACCCUUUCAUCGAUAUUUGGAAACCAGUUCAGAGCGAACUGCGUACUCUAUUACGCGAUUAUAUUACUGAUGAUGAGAGAGAAACAGUAUCUUUUACAACACCUGUUGCGACCAUUAAUGAUAUGAUGCGAGAUCGAAGAGGAAGGGAUAGGACAAAGCAAAUAUUUAAAUUCUCAGACGUUGACAUGACUUCAAAUAUUGAAUUGGAUGAUCAAUAUGAGUCGGAUAUUAAUAGCAUGUUACAGAAAUCACUACCAAAUUUGUUUGCUAAAUUACCUGAUGAAAAAUCACCCACCUCUGUCUUGGUAGUAGACAAAUUCGCCAAUACGAACAUUUCAGUUGGUCAUCGGCUAGUUGUGAGACCUGACGCGUUUAAUGUGUCAGUGUUGUUUAAACCAACUUUGGUCUUCUUGGAUAAAGUUAGGGAGAUUAUACCAUCAAAUACCACUACUGUGGACUUUUCUGGAUUCCUUGAUGAUUUUGUAUUCAAUGUUUUCUUACCACAAAUUGAGGAUAAGGUCAUGGAAUUAUUACAUCAAGCAACAACCGAUUCGGAUGCGUUUCAGGAAGAUCCAAACCAUAAAAGAUAUACAACUUUACCAUUAAUUAAGAGUGCAACUACAUUAAUGAAGUUGGUGGAAAGCUUAUGUGCAAUGCUUCGCACAAUGACUUUCCACAAAGAAGAAUAUAGUAGAAUGAUUAUUUCUGUGUUAACACAAUAUUAUGUUAAAUGCUUUGAACAAUAUCAAGCUAUUGUGUCAAAGGGUUCUUUGAGUGACGAGGGUACUAAUGAAAGAACAGGGAAUGCGCAAAAAACUAGUGCAAUGUGGGUACAACAGGAUCAACUUUCCGAAAUAUUUACGCAAUAUCCUUACUUGGAUGAGAAUGACAUCGAGAAUCGUAAAAAGCGAAAAUUACUAUGUGAAAAGGAAACUCAGGCUGAAAUGAAAUUGAAAAAAAAUCGCGUAAUUAGGUCUGGUGAAUUGAUUUUUGAUGGGAAGAAAUUAAAAGCGCUAGGCUAUCUUUAUCAUAGUUUGAAAUGGUUUGUGGGUAAAAUCUGGCAGCUACGUGGACGUGAUUCUAAGGUGACGGGUUUGAUAAAUGGAAAAAUGGAUGAUGGACUUUUGGCCAAAGUAAACCGUCGUUGGUCUUCAUAUGAUGAUAUACCAAAGACUGAUCGUCUAGAUGAAGAGGCAAGGUUACCAUUGACAGGAGAGAUGGCAAAUCGAUUUGACGCGCUUUUGGCAACCUUUCAACAAUUAGCUGAACAAUGCUUAUUUACACUACGCGUUGAACUUCGAUGUCAUACACUUCACUAUAUAGAUAUGGCAAUGCGAGAGGGUAACUAUCAACUUCAGGAAGCAGCAUCCGAACCAGAUCCAUUUGUUCUUAUGCUUAAUUCGGAUUUAGUCCACUUUGAUGAGUGUAUUACAUCUAGUUUACCAAUAAGAGAGCAUAAGUUUGUGUUCGAAGGCAUAGAUUCUCUAAUGGAGCAUGUCCUUAUUUCGAAUGCUACCUAUAUAAAAAGUCUGAAUUUCAGCGGAGUUACAAAGAUGAAACGUAACAUAUUAGCUUUACAACAAAAUCUACGAAAUAUCGUAGAUACGCCAAAUCAAGUUUCGUUUGAUCGUGCACAACAGUACUACGAAUUGCACAGAGUUGGCGCUGCGAAUAUGUUAAAAUUAAUUCGCGAAAAAGGUGCUGUAUUCUCUUUUGAAGAAUAUAAAACGAUGCUAGAGAUUAUCUACGGUAUAGAGAGCGAACAACAAAAGCAUUCUUCUGCUGCGCGUCAUGAAAGUCCGUCUCAAUCUAGAAGAAUGUUUAAUGAACAUUUGAUAGAGUUAAAUGAGCUUAUGCUGGAUUUCCUUAUAAGAGAUGCCAAUGUGGAUGGUACAGUCCAUAAAUUUAAUAGGAUCGAACCAUCCUUGGAGUCUGAAUGGCCACAUGGCGAAUAUUCACAAACAAUCAAGGAGCUUUGA